AUGGAGAGGAAAUUAACUCGAGAAGAUUUCAUGCGGAAGAGCUUCCGCGCUCCGAGGUUGUCCCAGACACCAGAGGCUCAGUCGCCAACUGUUAACGGGGCUCCUCCACCGUCCCCAGUUUCGUUAGCAAUGUUAGAAAGAACCCCUCAAGCGUCAAGGGCCAAACAUGAAGUCGCGUCUACCGGCAUAGUGCCCAAGCGCUUAGAACUGAACAGAGCUCAUCCGAUACAUCUGAAAUCGUUCCAAACCCCAGAUCCCCCAGACGAAAAUGGCCCGACGCCUCCAUCAGACGACGUGCUUCGCAAACUCGAAAGGCAGAUCGGGGAAAUGGAACGCGGACUGGAACGCGCCCAAAAUGGGAACGUAGAGGUUGACGAACGGGUGAGAUACGCCGAGCACGAGAACUUGUUACGAACGGGUGUCUCUUCGGUCGGAGGCGGAGGAUAUUUGCCUACAGAUUCUGAUACAGAACACGAUGUCGUACCGUUCAAUAGAAACGAAACUACACGAAGUAGUACAGGGGGUACCGCUCCCGCCACCCGUCCUGCCACUAGACUCGCACGUACUCAUUCCGACACCCAGCAGCAUAAUGUUGCCGCUACAGCACGGCUGAUGAGGAAACUGGCUGAUGGAGGCACUAAAGAUGAAAAAACCAAGGUGAUUUCUCGUAAAGCGAUACAAGCGCGUAUGGAACGCGUUAAGAAUUCGGUGGUGGGAACGAAACACGAGCACCGAGUGCUGGCUGAACACAAGGCGGAACCUCCCCCGUCGCGGACACCAACGUCUCCUAUCUCGCCCAGAUCUUCUGUUCAGGUAAGCUACAGUGAUAUGGGUUCAAAGCAAUUAAGGUUAAAUAGGAUACGAGGUUAG
This is a messenger RNA of Parnassius apollo (apollo), 870 nucleotides long. NCBI's taxonomy places the organism in Eukaryota, Metazoa, Arthropoda, Insecta, Lepidoptera, Papilionidae. The record is from the annotation of a GenBank genome assembly.